AGGACUGCAGGUGCCAUGCACCCUUUACGACGUGUCCUUCAAGCACCGAGGUCUCUAAAGUGGGGGCCACUGAGCUCUGUGUCCUGCCUACUGCUCAGGACCUGCAGGGCACAUUGCAGUGUCUCUAGCACUUCAUGUCUUAGUCCAGAGGGACAGAGCUCAGAAGGUGUUCAGAGGGAUUUCAGCUCCAGGCUAGCCGCCGGACCAACUUUUCAGCAUUUUUUAAGAAACGCUUCAGAUCUUCAACAGAAACCAUCUUCUCCAGAAGUGGAGGACCCACCCCCCUACCUCACAGGGGAUGAACUUCUAGGACGGCAGAGGAAAGUCUACCUCGAGACCUAUGGCUGCCAGAUGAAUGUGAAUGACACAGAGAUAGCCUGGUCCAUUUUACAGAAGAGUGGCUACCUGCGGACCAGCAACCUCCAAGAGGCCGAUGUGAUCCUUCUUGUCACGUGCUCUAUCAGGGAGAAGGCUGAGCAGACCAUCUGGAACCGUUUACAUCAGCUGAAGGCUCUGAAGACAAAGAGACAACGUUCCCGGGUACCUCUGAGAAUUGGGAUUCUAGGCUGCAUGGCUGAGAGACUAAAGGGAGAGAUCCUCAACAGGGAGAAAAUGGUGGAUCUCUUGGCUGGUCCAGAUGCCUAUCGAGACCUUCCCCGGCUGCUGGCUGUUGUGGAGUCCGGUCAGCAGGCAGCAAACGUGCUUCUCUCUCUGGAUGAGACCUAUGCGGAUGUCAUGCCAGUCCAGACAAGCCCCAGUGCCACUUCUGCCUUUGUAUCAAUCAUGCGGGGCUGUGACAACAUGUGCAGUUACUGUAUUGUUCCUUUCACUCGUGGCCGGGAGAGGAGUCGACCAGUUGCCUCCAUUCUAGACGAAGUGAGGAAGCUCUCUGAGCAGGGGCUAAAAGAAGUGACACUUCUUGGUCAGAAUGUUAAUAGUUUUCAGGACAAUUCAGAGAUCCAGUUCAAUAAUGCAGUGUCUACCAACCUCAGCCGUGGCUUUACUACCAACUAUAAAACCAAACAAGGGGGGCUUCGUUUUUCCCAUCUUCUGGAUCAGGUUUCAAGAAUAGACCCUGAAAUGAGGAUCCGUUUCACCUCUCCCCACCCCAAGGAUUUUCCUGAUGAGGUUCUACAGCUGAUUCAUGAGAGACACAACAUCUGUAAGCAGAUCCAUCUGCCAGCCCAGAGUGGAAGCAACCGUGUACUGGAUGCCAUGCGGAGAGGAUAUUCAAGGGAAGCUUAUGUGGCAUUGGUUCAUCAUAUCAGAGAAUGUAUCCCAGGUGUAAGCCUCAGCAGUGACUUCAUCACUGGCUUCUGUGGAGAGACAGAGGAUGAUCACCUGCAGACAGUGUCUUUACUUCGAGAAGUUCAGUAUAAUGCUGGUUUUCUCUUUGCAUACAGCAUGAGGCAGAAAACACGAGCAUAUCAUAGGCUGAAGGAUGAUGUUCCAGAAGAAGUAAAAUUAAGGCGUUUGGAGGAACUUAUUACUGUCUUCAGAGAAGAGGCGUCAAGAGCCAAUGAGGCCUCAGUGGGUUGUACCCAGCUGGUAUUGGUUGAGGGGGUCAGCAAACGUUCUUCUGUAGACCUGUGUGGCCGGAAUGAUGCAAACCUUAAGGUGAUCUUCCCUGAUGCAGAGGUGGAGGAUGUCACUAACUGUGGGCUCAAGGUCAGAGCUCAGCCUGGGGAUUAUGUGCUGGUGAAGAUCACCUCUGCCAGUUCUCAAACUCUCAAAGGACACAUUCUCUGCAGGACCACUAUGAAAGACUCAUCUACAUAUUGCUUGACCUGAGUGGAUGGCUUAAUAGUGGACUUGGCCAGUUUUUCCUCAUGCUUUGGAGACAAGGCAAUAGUCAUGAAGCGCCUUGGUACCAAAUGGAAGAGUACAUUUCUUUGUUGUCACUUGAACAGCUUUUACAAUAAAUUUCAUAAGUUAA
Messenger RNA from Phodopus roborovskii (desert hamster), 1936 nucleotides. It is a transcript of the gene Cdk5rap1, whose product is annotated as CDK5 regulatory subunit associated protein 1. Gene Ontology annotation, cellular component: mitochondrion; cytosol. Gene Ontology annotation, molecular function: tRNA-2-methylthio-N(6)-dimethylallyladenosine(37) synthase activity; 4 iron, 4 sulfur cluster binding. Gene Ontology annotation, biological process: negative regulation of cyclin-dependent protein serine/threonine kinase activity; tRNA modification. The transcript is spliced from 13 exons. The record is from RefSeq and is a predicted model, not a curated record. NCBI's taxonomy places the organism in Eukaryota, Metazoa, Chordata, Mammalia, Rodentia, Cricetidae. The coding region runs from base 16 to 1791 and encodes 591 amino acids.